Klebsormidium nitens is the source of this 2021-nucleotide messenger RNA. The record is from the annotation of a GenBank genome assembly. Lineage: Eukaryota; Viridiplantae; Streptophyta; Klebsormidiophyceae; Klebsormidiales; Klebsormidiaceae.
CUCAGGUGUGCAUAGGCCCUAGAGCUUUUCAAAGCACCGUGUGCAUGAGUCAUCCUAGCUAUGCAUUUCAAUCUGACAUGAUCCCUUGCAAGGACGAUGAUCCCUCCCAAACGACAGCUGCCCAAUGAAAUUAUGAAUCAUUGAAUUUCAGAUUUUUGAAUGGCAAAAGCCACCGCGGAGAGGGCACCAAGAUUUGGCGCUGGAUGAUGUCUAAAAACCAUCAGCUUGGGAUUGUCGCUCUUCAGCUCACAGCCUUCAGCCUUCAGCUCAGGCAGGGUUUCAAUGCUGGAACAGGCGUAAAUAUAGAGAAGCCUGCACGUGGACCCCGUGUCCAAAGACCUGGCAGCAGACGCCUUCCGUGUACAGAGAGAUGGGUUCUACGUGAUCAAAGCUGAACCCGGGGCAUAUACCCUGCAGCUGAAUCCGAAGCAUAUAGGACCAAAGGUGUCAACUUGCAACUCUGCUACAUUCCAGGUGUUGGCGGGGUGUAUAUCCCAAAGUUAUUGCUGGUCUUGGGAAAGGAAUUGAAGGGGUUCACAGGGAAAGUGCUUAGAAAGGCACUGGGGUUGGAUUCCUUACAGAAGCACUGCCGCUCAGGGUUGUCCUAAACCAUGUCGCUUACCGCCCCCGUCAGCGAGGUUGAGCUGCUGGCCGCACGCUUCGUCGCCUUGUCUCCCAACGACCUCGACUUCCCCGAAGACCUGGUUUGCCCCAUAACCCAAACCCUGAUGACCGACCCCGUCUCCGUCGGACAAGAGGGCCACGUCUUUGAGCGCACCGCAAUCGCCAAAUGGUUCCAGAUCCGGGACACUAACCCGGUCACCAACACGCGGCUCGGGAGCAAGAACCUCACCCCCUGCAUCCCAGUGCAGAAAAGGAUCCAGGAGUUUCGAGAAGCGGUGACGCGGCUUGGGGGCGCGGACAAACUGCCCGCCGCCGCAACUCCUUGGCCCCUGUCCCUUGCCCUGGUCGCUCCGUACCCUUCAGCGCCUCGGGCGUUUGGUGCUCCCGUUACAGAGGGCAGCGCGAUUAGCCGGUCCUUCCCAUGGGCGGCGCCAAUCAGGACCCGAAGGGAGGCGCUAAAGCAGCUUCGCAACUGCCGGGGAGACGCGCGCAGCUACACCGCGGUGCUUGAAACGUACGUCCAAUCUGAGUAUUGCAGCAUUGACGCAAAGUAUCGGAGGGCGGAACCCAACUCCUCCGAGUGCCCCGGCACUCCCCCCAGCACUCGGGAACGCCGGCCGGUCGCUGAGUAUAAGCAUGUGAUGCACAAAUUGGAGCGGUUGUCAGGGCGGCUUUUGGCGGACAACCCGCAGGCGAGAUGCGCGUGGGAGGCCUCGCUGAAACCGGUGCGGCGGCAAGUGUACGAGUCGCUGUGCCGGGAGCGCUAUCUGGUGCGCUUCUUCGCCCAUGAGGACCGGAUGCAGAUGCCCGAGCUCGACGGGCUCGACCACCGGUCCAAUGACAGCGAGUGGGUUUACGAUUCCGUUCGCUCGGUGUCGGCGACCGGGGCGCUAAGCGACGCGGCCGUCGGAUCCUUGCAGCAGGUGAAGACGGUGUUUCUGGUCGACGACAGGUUUUCGAUGGAGCGGUCCGGGCACUCCGGCUGGACGGUCGACCCCGCAGACAGCGAAAUCCGCUGGGGGCGGAUGCGCCGCCUGCUCGCGCAGGUUGCGCCCCUCGUGGCAGAGUUUGACCCCAAAGGCGUCGACAUCCACUUUAUGAACAGCGGGGUAAACGUUACUGGGGUCCAAUGCGGCGAGCAGAUCGUGGAGCUUUUUUCUCGGGUGGAGCCACCGGGGGAACCGUGUCUAACGAAACCCAUGCAGUACUUUUUGGACGCAUAUAUGUCGGCGUUGUGCUACGACCGGGGGCUGAAGCCCCUCAAUCUUGUGGUAUUCACCGACAAUCCGAAGGAACCGUGGUCAAUCCAGGCGUCACUGGCGGAAAUGAUUCGGAGCGGUUGCACUCCGCACCAGCUGAGUGUCGGGUUUGUGCGAGUGUCAUCGGCCUCAGCCUGA